This is a messenger RNA of Diabrotica virgifera virgifera (western corn rootworm), 1313 nucleotides long. RefSeq lists its product as uncharacterized. The transcript has 2 exons. The coding region runs from base 52 to 936 and encodes 294 amino acids. The record is from RefSeq and is a predicted model, not a curated record. NCBI's taxonomy places the organism in Eukaryota, Metazoa, Arthropoda, Insecta, Coleoptera, Chrysomelidae.
UUACAGUUUACUGCAGAAAGAGAACAAAAUAACAGUCUUCCUUUUCUGGAUAUGUUAGUCCAUCGCACUCAAGAUAAUAGUCUCAGAACAGAAUGGUAUCGAAAACCGAUUUCUAGCAAUAGAUUCAUAAAUUACUAUUCGGAACAUCCUACACGAAUGAAAAUAAACCUAAUUUUGGGACUAAAAAGUAUAGUAACAAAAAUAUCUCAUCCAACAUAUAGAGAAGAGAGUUUGAAGAGACUAAAAAGAAUACUAAUGGAAAACUCUUAUCCGGUAGGACUACUUAAUAAAUUAAUUUUUAGUACUGCAACCUCUCCAGUUUCCAUCACAUUGACUGAAAAUCCCAACAAUAAAAAACAACCCACAGUGAAAACGGCAAGCCAAGUAAUGAACAAUAGUCCAACAGUUGACACCUUAGUACCAACAACACCACAAAUAUUUGGAUCUUUACCUUAUAUUCCUAUCUUAACACCAAAACUUCUUAAAUUAUUUAAAGGAUUCGAAAACAUAAAAAUUGCUACUAGAAACGUCAAAACUAUAGCACAUUUAUACACCAAAACUAAAGAUCCACUAACAACUAAGGAGAGUUCAAAAGUAGUGUAUCAAAUACCUUGCUCAGACUGCGAUAAGGUAUAUAUAGGAGAAACUUCUCGUACAUUACACAGCAGAAUCAUUUCGCACAGAAGUGAUAUUAACACAAACAAAUCACAAGCUUGUGCAUUAGCCGACCACUCAAUUAAUCUGAAUCAUUCAUUUAAUUUUUCACAGGCGUCAAUUUUAGAGAGGGUGAAAAAUGAGCAGAAGAGAUUAUUUGUAGAAAUGACACACAUCCAGAAAAAUAAAAAAUGCAUAAACAGAAAGUCAGAUAUAGACAAAUUGAGUAACAUUUAUUGCUAUAUAUUAGCAUAUCAACAAACAUUUGGCACAACAUCAUAAUCUGAUUUUGUAUCGUACAUUCCAUCAUUAAAAAUUCAUAAUAGGCUGAAAACAAAUUGACUGGACUAAUUUAUUUUCAUCAAAUUAACAACUAUAAUAAAAACAACUAUUGUUACUGGUUUUGCUUUCCUCCUAAAGAAAUGGUAAACAAUUCAUAUAAUGUUGAACAACGAACCAUGGAAACAACAUAAUGUUUUAGAUUGCUUUAAAUAUUUUAAUAUGUGUGUGAUUGUCCUUUUUUGUAAAGUUACAACUUUAUCUUUUAAUCUCACGACUAAUGUCUUGAAAAAGAAUUAAAGCAAUUCGAAAGCUUGACAGUAAGUCAAAGAGUUUUCUUUGUCUUGUGGGCCAAUAAAUAGACUGACUGCAUCCUCAAG